Molecule: messenger RNA, 1035 nt
Organism: Synchiropus splendidus (mandarinfish)
Lineage: Eukaryota; Metazoa; Chordata; Actinopteri; Syngnathiformes; Callionymidae
Gene: opn8a
Product: opsin 8, group member a
Exons: 4
Coding region: 1-1035 (344 amino acids)
Biological process (GO): G protein-coupled receptor signaling pathway
Cellular component (GO): membrane
Molecular function (GO): G protein-coupled receptor activity
Source: RefSeq, a predicted model, not a curated record
AUGGAUGAGAAAUUCAAAUCCAAGCUGUCGCCGUCUGAUGAUUUCUGGGCUGGGGUUUACCUGUUGACCAUCGCCGUUCUAUCUGUGUGGGGAAACGCAGCCGUCCUGAAGAGCGCAGGCCGGCGUUCCCUCAAAGCUCCAGAGCUGCUGACAGUCAACUUGGCCGUGACGGACAUCGGCAUGGCCCUCAGCAUGUACCCGCUGUCAGUCUUCUCUGCCUUCAACCAUGGCUGGGUGGGGGGCGACGCCUCGUGCCUCUACUACGGCCUCAUGGGGAUGAUCUUCAGCAUCACCAGCAUCAUGACCUUGGCGGUUAUGGGCUUGGUCAGGUACCUGGCUACCGGAAAUCCACCAAUGGCAGGAUUUAAGUUCCAAAGACGAACCAUCAACAUUUUAAUCUGCGGGACAUGGAUCUACGCAUUCUUGUGGGCUUUGCUUCCUCUGCUUGGAUGGGGGAGCUAUGGACCAGAACCCUUUGGACUGGCUUGCUCUGUGGACUGGACAGGCUACAGGGAAUCCAUAAACCACUCCACCUUUAUUAUUGCCCUUUCCAUACUCUGCACGUUCCUUCCGUGUCUCACCAUCCUCUUCAGCUACUUCGGAAUUGCGUGGAAGCUUCACAGAGCCUACCAAUCGAUGCAGAACAUCGACUGCCAGUGUGGCAACAUCGAGAAAAGAAUCACACUGAUGGCUCUGAUGAUCAGCGCUGGUUUUCUUCUGGCCUGGACUCCAUAUGUGGUUGUCAGCUUCUGGAGCAUGAUUCACACCCAGGACCAGGACCACUUGUCUCCCUUCAUCACUCUGUUGCCUUGCCUGUUUGCCAAAAGCUCCACCGUCUACAACCCCUUCAUAUACUUCAUAUUUCAGCGGAACUUUGGCGCCAAGACUCUCCACACGGCUGUCGCAUUCUGCUGCUCCGGUAGAUCACCACAUGAGGGGAAAGAGGGUGGUUUAGACGCGAGCACGGGAGGUGGAUGUAGAAUUCAUCAUGACGCCACUCCUGAAAGUUUGAUGGAGGAUCGAAGUCGGGAAUAA